AAUAAUUUCCUUUUCCUAUAAAUAGAGAACAACGCUCCCUGUCCCGUUAUCAAUUUAUCACAAUCGGUUUAUCACGCAAAAAAGAAACAGUUACAGAUAAAGGAGUAGAAAGAAAUAUGGCAACAACGGCAGCCGCUGCGGAAGGAGCUCCGAAGAUUGUGUGGAAUGAGAAGGAAACUAGAUUUGAAACGGAAGACAAAGAGGCAUACAUCGAGUAUGUGCUUAGAAACGAUGGGAAAGUGAUGGAUUUAGUCCACACAUAUGUCCCGAGUUCAAAGAGAGGCUUAGGCAUGGCUUCUCACCUUUGUCUUGCAGCUCUUACUCAUGCCAAGUCCAACUCCAUCUCUAUCAUCCCUUCCUGCUCCUACGUUUCUGACACCUUUCUUCCGCGGAAUCCGUCUUGGAAAUCUGUUGUUUACUCAGAAGAACCCAAAUCCAAUAUAUAAGUAACCAGCUUCUGCCAUACGAGGACGGGUUGCUUGUAAUUUGUAAUAAUAAAUCAGUAGUUUGUGAUAAUUUCCUGGAUGUUCACCUAUUUAUCAGCAGAAAAAUAAUCUCUGCUUGCUUCCUGUAUUUUGUUUAUCCAUCUUUAUGCAGUGCUUCUCGUAUGCCUUUUCACUCUGAUCAAAUUCGCGGCGUGUGUGCUGCAUUAGUCUGUUUUUAUUUUUGUUUUUCCUUGUUAUAAAAAUAUUCAUUAUAAAUGAAUUAGAGCUA
Molecule: messenger RNA, 714 nt
Organism: Jatropha curcas
Lineage: Eukaryota; Viridiplantae; Streptophyta; Magnoliopsida; Malpighiales; Euphorbiaceae
Product: Acyl-CoA N-acyltransferases (NAT) superfamily protein
Source: RefSeq, a predicted model, not a curated record